Molecule: messenger RNA, 6412 nt
Organism: Notodromas monacha
Lineage: Eukaryota; Metazoa; Arthropoda; Ostracoda; Podocopida; Cyprididae
Source: the annotation of a GenBank genome assembly
AGGCUUUUUCGAAGUGCCUCUAGUUGAGUGAUAUUCCGCUCUCGUCAUGGGGCCAAUGAAAAAGAAGGGGAAGAAGGGCGUCGCGGCAUCGUACGUUUCUCGUACUCGAGCCAUAAAGACCCUGCAGCUAUCACUGACGCAAUUCAGGGAUCUAUGCAUUCUCAAGGGAAUUUAUCCUCGAGAACCGAAGAACAGAAAGAAAGCCCAAAAACAUACCAAUCUUAUUCAAACCUUGUAUCAUCGGAAAGACAUGCGUUUUAUGCUGCACGAACCGUUAGUUUGGAAGUUUCGGGCCCUGAAGGUCUACAUGAAGAAACUUGCAACCGCGCGUGGAAAAAAGGACAUGAUCGCAUACGAACGCAUUUUAAAAGCGAAACCAUCGUUCAGACUAGACCAUUUAGUAAAAGAGCGUUAUCCCACAUUCGUGGAUGCCUUACGUGAUUUGGAUGAUCCACUCUCCAUGUGCUGCUUGUACGCCACUUUCCCAAGAAUGUAUAAAUUGCCGGAAGCUGAAAAAUUGGCUAAACUUUCGCGUCGCUUGACUACGGAAUUCAUGUUGUACGUCAUCGAAGCCAAGGCGCUUCGGAAGGUGUUCGUUUCUAUCAAGGGCUAUUACUUCCAAGCGGAGAUUUCUGGACAGAAUGUAACCUGGGUUAUUCCGCACAACGUUGCGUAUGAGCAUCCACAUGGACAAGGCGUCGAUUUCAAAGUGAUGAACACGUUCACGGAGUUCUACGUUUAUCUCCUGGGAUUCGUCAAUUUCCGAUUGUUCCAACAAUUAAAUCUUCACUAUCCCCCAAAACUGGAAGGCGUUCAUGAGGGCAGUGACGUCAGUGAACGACUAUCGGCUCUCAAUGUCACACUCCGGAAGAACCUUGCAUCCCAAAAUGAAGACCCGGACAAUGUUCAACUCGAUGACAUUCCUGUCGAGGAAGCGGCCGAUACAGGCGAAGAAAUACGGAAAGAAGCCGAGAGUGCUGCGAGGCAGCAGAAUUUGUUCAAGGGCCUAAAAUUUUUCCUGAACAACGAAGUUCCCCGAGAGAUAUUGACGUUUGUUAUCAGGGCGUGCGGUGGACAGGUAUCGUGGAAUAGCCCUAUCUACAGUGGAGCGACCUAUCCCGAAGAUGACGAGUCCAUCACUCACCAGAUUGUGGAUAGGAAUGAUCUUAAUCGACCCUUCUUGUCAAGAACGUAUGUGCAACCACAGUGGGUUUUUGACUCGAUCAAUGCUCGUGAGAGGAAGCCUGUUGAGAAAUACUUCGCUGGCGUCGUUUUGCCUGCGCAUUUAUCUCCCUUCUUCGAAUACGACGGAAACGUGGAUGCGGACAUUGAGUCUAUGGAAGUCAACGCUGCUCAAACGAUCUCCGAUUCCGGUGUAGAUAGCAUUGAGGAAGCAUCAGAAAGUGGAAGUAAUUCUGAUGUAGUUGAGAACGAAAGCGGCGAUGAUGAUGAGGACGUUGACGACGACGACGAAGAGGAGGAAGCCAGUGAGAAUGACGAAGAAGAGUAUGUGCCGGAGAAACCCAAAAUGACGGUCAGUGCCGGCAAAUUCGUGCCUGAAAACAAAGCUAGACUCGAAGAGAAGGAAGAUCGUGAGCAUCUGACCAUGAGGAAAAUGAUGAUCCCACGGAAACAUCGCAGACUUUACAAAAAUAUGAUGAAGCUGCGAAAGCGGAAAACGAACGAUGAACGAGUGUUGGAGGAGAAAAGGGCUCAGAUUGCUUCCGCGAAGAAAAAUAUCAAGGGGAAAGCGAAAUUAUUUAUGGAUUUUUCCGGACGAGUCGUCGUGGUGACAGGGGCUGGAGGAGGACUGGGCAAAGAAUACGCCUUACAAUUUGCAUCUCUCGGAGCAUCAGUUGUCGUGAAUGACGUUGGAGUUGGUCUGAAAGACGAUGUGACAAAUUCGAAGCCAGCAGACGCAGUUGUUCAGGAGAUCCGGCGGAAAGGUGGCAAAGCAGUGGCGAAUUAUGAUUCAGUUGUCGAUGGCGAAGCAAUUAUUAAUACUGCGAUCAAAGCGUUUGGUCGUGUGGACGUUGUGGUUAAUAAUGCUGGCAUUCUUCGUGAUAAAUCGGUGCUGAAUACGACGGACAAGGAUUGGGACUCGAUUCAAGAAGUGCAUUUGAAAGGAUCGUUCAAUGUUUCCAGAGCCGCUUGGGAACACAUGAAAGAGCAGAAGUAUGGUAAAAUCGUCAUGACCUCUUCGACGGCAGGGAUUUAUGGAAAUUUUGGGCAGUCGAAUUACUCGGCUGCAAAGAUGGCUUUGAUCGGUCUGAGCAACACUUUGGCAAUCGAAGGUGCUAGAAACAACAUUUCUUGCAAUGUGAUUGUCCCAAUGGCAGCUUCAAGAUUAACUCAAGACGUUCUUCCUCCUGCUAUUUUUGAAAAACUAAAACCGGAGACCGUUGCUCCUGUUGUGGUUUGGCUCUGCAGCGAAGAUUGCCAAGAAACGGGUGGCAUUUUUGAAGCUGCUGGUGGACUUGUUGCAAAAUAUCGCUGGGAGAGAAGCCGGGGCGUUGUUCUUGAACCUAUAACUGCCGAUGGUGUCGUCGAAAACUGGGAAAAAAUUUGCGAUUUCUCCAACCCUACGUACCCCACGAGCAAUCCUGAGCUGAUGUCGAUUGUAAUGUCUGAUUUGACGUCCGCUGCAGAGAAAUCAUCAAUUGGAACCAGUGAAGCCGUUCCUUUCAGCUAUACGCAGAAAGAUGCAAUUUUAUACGCGAUUGCUGUUGGGGCGUCUACGAAAAACCAGUCGAACUUCAAAUACGUUUACGAAGGCUCUGACAAUUUCAGCGUUUUGCCAACUUUUGCGAUUAUAGCUGCUCAGCAUUGUCUUGGAGCUGCUAACGGCGGCUUUCUCGCCGCAAUUGAUGGAAUUAACAUUGACCUCUCCAAGUUGCUGCACGGGGAACAGUAUCUGAAACUUUAUCGUCCACUGCGUGGGGAUGAAGAGUUGAAAUCCUCUUAUAAGGAGGUCGCGAGGUUGGACAAGGGAUCCGGCGCGUUGCUCGUCAUUAACGUUGAAACAAAAGACGAGAAGGAUGACUUAGUCGCGUUGAAUCAAUUCUGCAUUUUCCUCGUCGGAGAAGGAGGGUUCGGCGGGCCGAGGACCUCUAGUGAAAUUGUUCCUAUUGGGUUGAUGCCUCAAAGGCCUCCGGACGUGGUGCUGCCCUUCGUGACUAAUGUUGAUCAGGCUGCUCUUUACCGUCUCACUGGCGACGUGAACCCGCUGCACAUUGAUCCGGAUAUGGCUGCCCUGGCGGGUUUCAAGAAACCGAUCCUUCACGGGCUUUGUUCCUUGGGCAUUGCCACUCGUACGCUCGUCACGCACUUCCGUAUACCUGAGGAAGGUUUUGUUUCGAUCAAAGUUCGGUUCAGUGCAUCAUUAUUUCCUGGAGAGAAGUUGAUAACACGUGGCUGGGUGGAUGGAAGAAAAAUAUUCUUUGAAGCUGGUGUGGAUGGUUCUGGAAAAUUGGCUCUUGCUGGUAAGGAAGUUUAUCACCCUCCCUUCUUUGAUUUUGAGUCUCGAAAUACUGUGGUAUCUUGGAAGUCAACGAUGAAGCAAUUCUGCGUAAUGGAUCUAGCCAGCAAUCGAAACUUUAAAAUAGUGGGACUCGGGUGUUCUGACGCAUUUGACACAUUGAGGAAUGCGGGUUUGGGAAAGGCAGUAAAAAAAAACCUGUUAAUGCGCAUGGAAGCUGUAAAUGGAGUGCUGGGUAUGGUCGUUUCCGACAAAGAUGGGAUCCCGAUUCUCAAAGCAUGUUCCGAUCGAUGUCCAGAAAUGGCACUUCGUGCGUCCUUCUUGAGCACUUUCCCAGUCGCUUCCGAUCAUCUUGCACGAGUUGGCUAUGGCCGAAACAAUUCCGUGACAGCCGUUUAUGAAAAUUAUCAGGUGAUAACUUCAUGGGUGGAACCGGUUGCAUUGACGAUGAUAGGCUCGCGAUAUGUUCAAACUGGUGCAAUGGCUGCCUUGUUGGAGGAGCUUAAACCGAUCGCUCUUGAGAUUAGCAAGUUCGCGGAAUCUGGUGAUAUAAAUCACAAGAUGAAGAAUUCGAAAAAGAUUAAGAGAUUAAAACGCCAGGCUGACAGGGUUAUCAAGAAAACCUCUCAGCCCGCGAAUCCUUUUGAAAUCAGAAAUGUGAAAAAUGAACACUUCUCUGUUAUUGACAGCAAGAAAGUUACCAGAAAACACGCGCCUGGUGUUUCACGGAUGAGAGCCCUGGAAAUCCGAAAAGAAACCUUGUUGCCGGAACUGCAAUUGCGCAAGAAGUCCAACGUGUUUUUGGACAAAAGGAUUGGCGAGAGAGACAAGGGUUUGUCCACCGAGGACAAAAUGAUCGCUCGAUUUGCCCGAGAACAUGUUAAGAAAUACCGCACGGGAUCUAUUUUCAAUCUUGGGGAUUCUGAAGAUUUGACUCAUAGAGGAAAGGCCAUUGCGGAAACGGCUGAUCUUACUGAGGAUCCUCGGAGUGACGAGGAGGACGAAGAUGAAGACCUUAUGGGAGAGUCGAGGUUUGGGGGUUUUCUGACAAAACGAUCCGAAACUCCUGGUUCGAAAACUUGGAAGGAACGACUUGAAGAAAUGAUAAAAACCACGCGGGAGAAACGAGCAGUUCUGCAAAAACAGAAGGACCAGGCCGUGGAUCUCACGGAAAAGCUCGACGAACAGUUCAAAGAGCUUGGCGGAAUCAUGCAACUUUCUGUCCGGAAAGACGAACGCGAACCUGUUAAGCCUGAUGAUUAUUACAUGUUGGUGCAAGAGUUCAGGAUGAGUGCAACUUCUCAACAAGGAAAAGAGAGGACCAUGCCGAAAGAUGAGGCAGAUGAAGUUCAAAGAGAGUUCACAAAACGCUUGGAAGAAGAAAAGCGGAAACGAAUGGCUCCUCCCGUUCAGGCAGCAAGCGUAAUUAAGGCCCGAAAAAUUAUGGCUUCAGCAGACGCUCUUCCGGAAGAUUUUCUGCCGGGUGCUGAAUUGGGCGAACAAGAGGAUGAACCCAUCAGAGCCAAUCGAAGGACAAAACAGUCUAUUGAGCAGAUAAUUGAAUCCCUCAUCGAUGAAGUACCUGACAUUAGUUCCAAGAAAAUGGAAAAAAUGGAGUCCAUGAGUUGUGAGUUUUUAUUCAAUUGUUCUGCGUAUGCUCUCGAGGAUCCGACCGUUCUUGUGAAUCUUUUAACCUCACUAAAACACCCAGAGCAGGAAGCGGUUAUGGUCGAAGCCUUAAUCAAGAAGUUCCAUCCGGGAUUAAAUGACGUCAAUAAGACGGAGCUGAUGAACUUAUGGACUUCGUUACUUCAGUAUAUCGAUGAUUGUAGUGUGGAUCCGACUCGAAGACAUUUGCGGAGCAUCGAAUGUUUGCUACCAAUCAUGUGUAAACUAGCGUUGUCGUUUCCCCAAUUUGCUGGUCAAUGCUUGCAAGACGUUUUGAUACAAAAGCAUGGAGCGAUUGUCGAAUCCCGAGAGUAUCCAGGACUAGAUGUGUUAGCUGGAGCAUUGUUUCCGGUAACCGACUUCCGUCAUUCUGUUACGACACCCGCAGUAGUUCUCCUCACACAGUGUUUCUCAUGUUGUAUCUUGAGUCGACCUCGUUCGAUUUUCUCGGCAGUGUAUUGCUUGCAACUUAUGCUCAAGUACACCGAAGAAGCUGGGAGGUACAGUCCGGAAGCAAUGACAGUGUUGAUAAAUCUUUUAAAUUUUUUCGUUCCCGGGGAAAAACGGCUGAAGAGCCUCUUUCCGUAUGAAGUUCUGCGUUUAGAGCGAUGUGAUUUAUGUUUGAAGCCUGACGAAAUUAGUGACGAUUUGGAAGCAGCCGAGAUUCACCCAGGUUCCGUCCAGCAUGCUUCUAAAAAUUUGGCUGCAGAUGAAAAACUGAGUUUACUCCUAAAGCUGCUGGAUUUGGUGACCGGGUAUGCCCAGGCUCUGAGCGGAUCGCCGUCAAUGCCAGAAAUAUUUGCCGUCGUGACAUCUGUUCUUCAAGAGUUGGUGACGUUUGAAGAAAACUUGACGUCGCAGUCGAAGGAAAAAUUGAAUUCGGUUCUGAAAACCCUCGAAAUAAUGCGACGAAAUUGCAAGAAACCUGCCUCGUUACUAGAGGCUGAGAAGCCGAAAAUGUUGAGGCUUUACGAACCCAGAGUUGAUCCUGAGUACAUUCAAGGGAAACGAAGACACUACGCAAGGAGAGCUCAGAAGUCAGAGUCGCAAAUUUUGAAACGACGUGUAAAGGAUGAAACUCGUGGUGCAAUGAAGGAGAUUCGCAAGGAUACAGCUUUUGUUGCUGGAGAGAUGUUCAAAGAACAGCGCAAACGGGAUGCGGAAGAAACCCAGAAGAUCAAGAAACUCAUCUCGUCUCUUCAGGGUCAAGAAGCAGAGUAUAAGACUAUCCUGAAACAGAAGGAGAAAUUUAAAAAGAAGAAAUGA